This is a messenger RNA of Adineta steineri, 1794 nucleotides long. The record is from the annotation of a GenBank genome assembly. NCBI's taxonomy places the organism in Eukaryota, Metazoa, Rotifera, Eurotatoria, Adinetida, Adinetidae.
AUGGGAAUUUCGAGUCCUCUUCGACCAUUUACUAAUUAUGAUCAUUCAGCAGAGCUUCAAGCAAAUACAGUUGAACUUUGGUGGACAGUGAAUAAUACUGAAGAAACGGUCACAUUUGAAUUACACGUUAAAACUGUCGGAUGGAUUGCUUUUGGCAUUAGUCCAGGUGGGGGCAUGAAAGGCGCUGAUAUAGCAGUUGGGUGGGUUGACUCUUCUGGUAAAGUCUAUAUUCAGGAUCGAUUUGCACGCGAUAAAAUAAAACCAGAUAUGGACAAUACAACUCAAGAUUGGAUUGCUCUGAAAGGUCAAGAACAAAAUGGAUGGACAGCUUUACAAUUCAAGCGUAGCUUUGAUACUUGUGAUCCAAUGGAUGUUCCUAUAAGAUCAGGCACGAAUAUUGUUAUAUUUGCCUAUGGUCUUGUCGAUCUGGAUUUAUGUCAUUCAAAUGUCGAUAUGACGUAUCAUGAGGAUCGAAGAGGUACUCGUAUGCUACCACUUCUAUCGUAUACCGAUCCACCAACAGAUGAUAUGUUUGCUAAAAAUGAUUUCUUCGAUUUGCGCUUCGAUAAUCAUGCCGUUCCAUCGACAGAUACUACAUAUUAUUGCAAAAUAUUCAAGAGCCCAAGUAGAUUCACCAAGAAAAGACAUGCAAUAGCUCGUAAAAUAUUGAUUGAUUCAAGAAAUGUAAAUCUUGUACAUCAUCUUGACCUAUUCGAAUGUGGUCCAGAAGAUAUAUUUAAUGAUACCCAACUACCUGAUGGCAUAUGCGAUGAUCUUUUGACUAAAAUGAGGAUGUGUUCGUCAAAAUUAGCUACGGCUUGGGCAAUCGGUGGUGAUCUAAUUACAGAAUAUACCAAAGAGGCCGGUUAUCCUGUCAGCAAUGAUGUCGGCGAUAAGUAUUUCAUGAUUAAAAUGCACUAUGAUAAUCCACAAUUAAUCCCAAAUCUUCGAGAUAGCUCAGGCGUUCGAUUUUACCUUGGUGAUGAACUUCGACAACAUGAUCUUGGUUAUCUUGUUUUUGGAACUCUAUCUAGAGCGGCAGCACUUGCUAUUCCACCUAAAACCAAACAAUUCAUUGUUGACUCCUACUGUCCACCUGAAGCAACUCGUAAUUUUCCUAGUUCUGGUAUCAAUGUUCUGUCCGCUUUGCCACAUACUCAUUUGCAAGGUGUUAGUGUAUGGACUAAAUUAAUUCGCAACAACACAGCUGUUCAAUAUUUAUUCAAUGCCGAGGCCUACGAUUUCAAUUAUCAAUUCGAAAAUCGACUGUCAAAACCGAUCAAAAUCUACCCAGGAGACUCAUUUGCUACUCGUUGUGUAUACAGUACAACAAACAAGAAUGAGAUCACAUUGGGUGGACAGCGAACAACGGAUGAAAUGUGUUCUCAUACAUUUUCUUAUUAUCCUGCCGUCGAUGGUUUGUCCGCAUGCAUGAUAGCUAUUGAUGAGAAGGAAUGGCAAACUUUCAUGAAUGCACCCUCGCCAAUAGAUAAUAUGCAAUUGCAACAAUGGCUUCUUAACUUUACAUGGACACCUGAAUCAGUUGCUCGAUUGCAAGAAUUCUACAAUAAAGCUAAUCGAUAUACUCUUUUCGAUCGACAAGGUCAAUUCGAAUUCAAUACUUUACCUGCUAACUUGAAUUAUAAAGAUCUCCAAGUUGAACCAUGCAAUAAAAAAGAGCUGAAACACAGUAUCGAUCAGUCAUGUAGCGAGUUAAGUGGUUCCGCAGCAUGUCAACAUACAUUAUUUAUUUUUACAUUAAUUUUCUUUGUUUUAAAAACAAUAUUUCCAUAA